Carassius carassius (crucian carp) is the source of this 1767-nucleotide messenger RNA. It is a transcript of the gene cox15, whose product is annotated as cytochrome c oxidase assembly protein COX15 homolog. Gene Ontology annotation, biological process: heme A biosynthetic process. Gene Ontology annotation, molecular function: oxidoreductase activity, acting on NAD(P)H, heme protein as acceptor. The coding region runs from base 144 to 1334 and encodes 396 amino acids. The record is from RefSeq and is a predicted model, not a curated record. NCBI's taxonomy places the organism in Eukaryota, Metazoa, Chordata, Actinopteri, Cypriniformes, Cyprinidae. The transcript has 9 exons. Gene Ontology annotation, cellular component: mitochondrial inner membrane.
AGGAGGAGGAAGCGGCCAACAAAACCAGAAGAAGAAGCAGCAGCAGCCGAAGAAGAGCAUGGGUAGUUAUGUAUGUUGGUUACGUGACUAGUAAUUUCAUAAUAAUUUCAUAAAAAGAGAGGGUUAUCCGCGAGAUUGAGAUCAUGGUGCUGCCAGUACUCAGACUUGCCUUGUCGUGUCGCUGUCAAACUGCGGGGAGAAAUAUACAGCGAACCCCUUUGAGACAGUGGCUGCUGAGGAGAGGACAGACCACGGUGACGUCAGUCAGGACGGCUGCGAUCCCAAACGCUGCGAGCGAUCGAGUGCUGGGCCGCUGGCUGCUGGGCUGCAGUGGGCUGGUGCUGGGCGCCGUGGUCCUGGGGGGGGUCACCAGAUUGACGGAGUCCGGUCUGUCUAUGGUUGACUGGCAUUUAGUGAAAGAGAUGAAGCCGCCGCGGACUCAAGCCGAGUGGGAAAACGAGUUCUCCAAGUACAAACAGUUCCCAGAGUUCAAAAUUAUGAAUCAUGACAUGACUCUGACAGAGUUUAAGUUCAUCUUCUACAUGGAGUGGGGUCACCGCAUGUGGGGCCGGCUGGUUGGAUUAGCUUACAUUCUUCCUACAGUGUAUUUCUGGAAACGAGGAUACUUCAGCCGCUCCCUGAAGCCUCGUGUUUUGGGUCUGUGUGGCUUUGUUGUCUUCCAGGGUCUUCUGGGAUGGUACAUGGUGAAGAGUGGUCUGGAGGAGAAACCCGAAUCGUACGACAUUCCCCGUGUCAGUCAGUACAGGCUGGCGGCUCAUCUGGGCUCCGCUCUGCUGCUGUACUGCUCCAGUCUCUGGAUGGGACUCACUCUCAUGCUGCCUGCCAACAAGAUACCUGACAGCAGGAACUUUCUGCAGUUAAGGAGGUUUGCCAAGGUUACGGGCGGCCUGGUCUUCCUCACGGCUCUCUCUGGUGCCUUUGUUGCUGGACUGGAUGCGGGUUUGGUUUAUAACUCUUUCCCAAAGAUGGGCGAGCGCUGGAUCCCUGAUGAUCUUCUGGCUUUUUCCCCUGCCAUCAAGAACGUGUUUGAAAAUCCCACAACGGUUCAGUUUGACCAUCGCAUUCUGGGCAUCGGCUCACUGACAGCCAUCACAGGACUCUACUUGUUCUCCAGACGGGUCCAUCUGCCCAGACGGGCGAAGAUCGCAAUUGGCUGUCUCACAGCCAUGGCCUAUACACAAGUGGUUUUGGGCAUCAGUACGCUGCUGCUCUAUGUCCCCACCUCGCUGGCAGCCACACAUCAGUCCGGAUCAGUGGCACUGCUCACCUUCGCCAUCUGGGUCUUGGCUGAGCUGAGAAAGGUGGUUAAGUAAAGUGUAUUCAGAGUUCAUGCUAUAAUAAUGCAUAAUUUAAUAAAUCAUGCUUUAGGCACGUGAGCGACAUCUUUUUUUUUUUUUCUUCUUUAUAAGUGUGGGUUUAUAUGAAGUCCUUAUAGGUGUAUUUGUGAAAUAUAUAGUGAAAUGUUUAAUUUCUUUUUUUAAACCUGUUUGAUAUAUGCAAAAAUGUGUUUUUACUGGAUGACUGCUUAUUUAAAAUCAAUAAAAUUAGAAUCUGUGUUUUCUGUUGACAUUCAUCUAGAGUAAGUGCAUUUCAUAUAUAAUGUAUAUUAUACAUGUAUAUUAUGGCUUGCUGAAAAUAAGCAGCUUGAAACACAAGAAUUGCACUUUUGAUUUGUUGUCACGAGCAACAUUACAUUUAUAGUGAUUUAAAUGAAUAAUUAAAUAAAGUGAUUUCCCUGAAAAAAAA